Molecule: messenger RNA, 968 nt
Organism: Schistosoma spindalis
Lineage: Eukaryota; Metazoa; Platyhelminthes; Trematoda; Strigeidida; Schistosomatidae
Source: the annotation of a GenBank genome assembly
GUUAGUGAAGAGUUUCGAACCAAAUUUUAGCGCUACACUCGGAGGUUGCUUUAUGGCGAAGGUUAACAUUUGUAAUGUUGAGGUUUUAGACAACCCUGCUUCAUUCUUUGAUCCAUUUAAGUUCCGUAUAACAUUUGAGUGCCAUGAACCUCUAGAUGAUGAUCUAGAAUGGAAGUUAGUGUAUGUUAGCAGUGCCUACAACCCAGCUUUAGACCAGACGUUAGAUUCCAUCUUAGUUGGUCCAAUUCCAGUUGGUCGUCAUCAAUUUUCUUUUGAGGCUAAUGCUCCUGAUCCAAAAAUAAUUCCUAAUGAAGACAUUGUCGGCGUAACAGUUGUGCUUAUACAAGCUUUGUACAGAGAUAAAGAAUUUAUACGUGUUGGUUAUUAUGUUAACAAUGAGUACAAAACAGAAGAAUUACGUCUUGAACCACCGGCUGAACCCUUACUUAACGAACUGGAACGACAUAUAAUAGCUUCAGACCCUCGUGUUACUCGCUUUCCGAUCGACUGGGGCGAUGGUCUCUUAGAUGGGUGCCCAGAACCAGAACAGCCUACAGAAGAUAACGAAGAGUCUAAUUUACUGGGUAAUGAAGAACAAGUGGAAAAUAUUUCUCAACUGGAUCAGGAAAAUGAGGAUCAAAAUAAUAAGUUGGACACAUCUAGUUUUUGUGACGGCCAGUCUGGUGUACAGUUCAUAGAAAAUACAUCGUGUAUGCCGCUCCAUCCUGUCCAGUCAUCAAAUGUUCCUGUUGACACUUUCUGAAUUGCUUGAUAAACAUUACUUUAAAGAUUGCAUUUUAAAAUAAACUUUUAUGUCAGAAUUCACCACACAUCUAUGGUGAUGUUGCUGUUGAAUGUUCAACUUACUAUACUAGGUAUCGCUCUUUUUUAUGCCUACAAGAUUUAAUACGCUUUAUAUUUUUUUAACUGUACAAUUGUUCGAUGUACCUAAUAACAUUCUAAUUUUA